Messenger RNA from Sclerotinia borealis F-4128, 543 nucleotides. The record is from the annotation of a GenBank genome assembly. NCBI's taxonomy places the organism in Eukaryota, Fungi, Ascomycota, Leotiomycetes, Helotiales, Sclerotiniaceae.
AUGUCAUAUACGCACCGACAGCGACCCUAUAAUCCUCGCCGCCACGCCCAACCUAUUGCAUACCGCUCUCCAUUAUCCUCUCAGCCUGCAGCCAAUGUAUUGAGCCGACCACAUGCCAUGCAUCCCAACCUCCAAAAGCUAAGAAUCGACCCACCCGUUCUCCUACUACUCACCCUCUGUAUUGUCGCCUUACUCCUUUGGCUCUCAUACGGCAUCUACCAUUCUGUCAAAUGGUACAUCCAUAGAUUACGAACUGUCAGAUAUGGCUUGGAAGAAAUGCCAAAUCCCGACAUUAAUAUGGCUAAAAUUGAUGGACGACCAUAUUCGAGCGAGAAGAAGGGGAUGAUAAAAUUCGGGCAGGCAGUGAGAUGGUUGCACCUUACACCGACAAAGGAGGGAUAUGUCAAGUUGGAACACGCUUGGAAUGGCAACCAAGAUCUAUCACGACACCAGAGUGUAUCGAGUGGAAAUGCAUUGAUGAUGCGGGGAGACGAUUGCAAGAGAGUUCAAGGCUUCGGCUGUAGAAGGACGAGCGCUGUUUGA